CUUGAAAGUCUGAAAGUGUCUGCUUGUGGCAAUUAAAUGAAUAGAGCCCUCCCUCCCUCCGUGUCUUAUUCACAGUCAAAGAAAGAGGGAAAGCACACACCACCUCAGUGCUAAUCCUCUUGGGACUUUCCUCUUAUAAAAUAAGUAAUCAUUAGUGAUAGACAUUAGAGUAUUAAAGUGCUAGAGAAGAGCUGUGGAGAAGCAACAAUCCUACUGAGUGAAACACAAAUCCACUGACAAUGAGGUUCACAGCCAUGCAUAUACUUCUUUGGGUUCUAACUGCACUCACUCUUACGACACAAGAGUUGGUGACAACAAGUGUGAGUCCCAAUAUUACUGCAGAGCGUGGCAAACAGGUUACCCUGGACUGCAACGUGUCCUCAUCUCUAAAUGGAUUAUCAGUCAUUCGCAUGCAGUGGUGGUAUGGCACAUCACUUCUGUGUUCUGUGGACAGUGACGGAAAUAUAACCCCACACAGGGAAAGCACUCCAAGCCUUUUCCAUUGUGAAUAUAAACAUGGACAAUUGUCCCUCAUCUUUGAAAGAAUUGUGCCACUGGUGUGCGGAAAGUACACUUGCAAACUACGUUCUGAUAGGGGAAUGGCGAAUUCUGCUACGUGGGUGGAUUUACAAGAGUGUUAUGGGAACGUUGAGGACGCUUCUUCUGGUGACAAACACACAUGCACCUUCCACCAUGUCUACCCAGACGGGGAUGUGCACUGGUUUCAUGGCUCCCACAAUCUCUCAGACUUGGCUAAACACACCACAACCAAACAAGUGGACAAUGAGGGUUGGCUGACUGUCCGUAGUGAAAUGCUGAUGAAACAUUCAGAUAAGCCCUACAACUGUUCCUUGAUGAACACGAAAUCUGGUAGAUACAUUGGGAGCACUUUGAUUCAGAUUUCACGUAUGUUGUACACAGAUCCAGUCAGAAAUGGAGUUGAAUCACAGGGACAUGUGUGGACAUUUUUGUGUAUUUCAAUCAUACUCGCUGUCACAAUGAAAUAAUGAAUUUUCCAGUAAAUUCCCGUCAUGGCGUGUGAUAAGAUGCACUGAUUAGGAACAAGGAGGAACAGUGAGAUACUGAUAUUUCUGUGUUUUCUUUUAAAAUCUAGGUCCACACUGCCAGUUAGGUGAGGUGAAAUUACACACCGAUGAGGACAGGGGUUUAAAAAACCAAAUACACACACAGAUAGAACACACAUACAGAAACACAUGCUCAUAUAACUGGAAAUGUUUAAGGAGUCAUUUUGGCUACUGGUUAAAUUCAGUUCAGGAGUGGCCAGUGGGUUUAAAAUGUCUGACACAUGUCCACUAUGUGUCUGUCUAUUGAAUGUUUGUUUGUGUGACUGCUGUGUGAAUGCAGUUGACUGCACACAUGGAGCAUUUAAACUAUGAAAAGAAAAUCUGUCCGUCUUGAACAGAAUGAAUGGACUUUAAAAGACACAUGAAAUCCCCUUCAGAAACAAAGAAGCAUUUCUUUGCAAAAUAUCAAACAGUUGGAUAGAGAAACCCUGUCAUGCAACAACUGUCUGUGGUUUGUGGGCGGAUGCUGCCCUCUGAUGGACUAAUUGUGAUCUGUAAGACGUGUGGCUGCUGUACAACUCUUUCAGAAGCAGUUGACUGCACAAAUGGAGCAUUUAAAAGGUUUUACUUUAAAUCAAAAUUAAACAAAAAAAAGACUACACACCCUCUGAGAUUUCUGAUAACCCUGGGUACAUUGGAGGUGAAUGGUUUGUGUUGCACUAAGUGUAAAAAUAAGAUUUUCUGUAGAAAUCAGUCCAGAUUCACUGAUAAUCACUUGAACAUUUGAGUUAUUCUCUUUAACAUGUUAAUCAACAAGAUUUUUUGUAAUAUAUAUAUAUAUAUAUAUAUAUAGUGACAAAAUGGGAUGCAUAUUUAGUGAUGAUGACUGAAAUAAGAAAAUGCUGUAUUUUGUACUGAUUCAGAACAAUCUGCGUGAUGGACCUGUUUUGUGAUCUAUUACGUUAUGACUAAUGUGAACGCUGCUUGCAGGCAUGUUGUUGAUUUGUUUUACUAUUGUAUUGUAUCUUUCCUGCUAGAUGCACAACAGAGUUUACUGUAAGCUGUUUUGAUUGUAUAAAGUUGCUGAAAAAUAAAUAAUAAUAACCUACUGUAAGCUUUCACAAUGGGGCCUUAAAAGGGAAAUAAAGAACAAGUAUAAA
Molecule: messenger RNA, 2185 nt
Organism: Larimichthys crocea (large yellow croaker)
Lineage: Eukaryota; Metazoa; Chordata; Actinopteri; Sciaenidae
Exons: 4
Coding region: 240-1007 (255 amino acids)
Source: RefSeq, a predicted model, not a curated record